AUGCAGAAAAUCUUGGAAAGCUUAAAAGUAUCAACAACUAUCGCUCAAGCUCAAUGGGUAGAACGAAAACCACAGGACGCUUAUUUUGCUGAAGCCGAAGUUUUUGGAAAAAGGAUUAAUGUGAUGAUCUAUACAGGAGCUGUUGGAUGCAUCAUCACUAAAAAAGCUUCUACCAAUAUCCAAAUUGUUAGUGUUACUGGAGCGAAAACUGCACCAUUAGGAAAAAUGUUCAAAGUUGGCGUUAAAAUAGGAAAAUUUGAAAUUAAAGAAGAUAUGAUUGUAACAGAAGCAUCAGGAUAUAAUGUUCUACUUGGAAAUGAUUGGAUCACUAACCAAGCAAAAGCAAUUAUCAAUACUGAGAAACAAAUCAUGAUAAUAAAGCAAAAUAAAGAAAUUGAUACUGUUCCAAUUACCUGCUUUACAAAAAUAAAUCCUGAAAUUCUAUCACCAAUAGAUUUCUUUGAGGAAGAAUAUGACGAAUUAGAACUUGAGGAUAUAGAAGGAGAACCUCAGCAUUAUCUAAAUGUAUCUUUAGAAGAAAAUAUAGCAAUCAUUAAUCAUCAACGAUAUCCAACUGAAUUUUUGGAAUUUAGCGGUCUUGAAUUUCAGAGAACUGAUAAAUAUUGGAAGGGACCAGGACGAUGCCUUUGUAAACCAUUGCAAAAUAAUGAAAAGUGUUCAUUUUGUCAUAAAUUAUAUGAAGAUCUUGAAGAUUAUCGAGUUGCUAAAGCCCAAAUAGAGGAAGAUGACGAAUUAAUAGAAAUAACAAAAGGAAAAGAUGCACCAAUUGGAAGUCUAACGAAUGUACAAAGGACGCAACUUCAACAACUACUCACUAAAAACAAAGAUCUCUUCGCUAAUGACAAAUCUGAAUUAACUCAAACAAAUGUUGCUCAACAUUCUAUUAUUACUGAAAAUGAUGCAUUAAUGGAAAGAUUAUUUAAGAUAAUCAAUCAAUUGGAAGAUGAUCGACAAAUUGCACUAAAUCAAAUUAAGGAGGACCAACGAAAACAGAAGGAUCGACAUGAUAUUAGUGCAACAGCUGAACAAUUUAAAAUUGGAGAUAAAGUAUUAGUGGAACGCACAUGGUUGAAAAAUAAUUUCUCAGCUAAAUUAGAGGAACGUUGGAUGGGACCAUAUUUUGUACAUAAUGUACAAGGCAAAAAUUAUAAAUUAAGAAAUAUGGAUGGAAGAUUG
This is a messenger RNA of Funneliformis geosporum, 1197 nucleotides long. The record is from the annotation of a GenBank genome assembly. Lineage: Eukaryota; Fungi; Glomeromycota; Glomeromycetes; Glomerales; Glomeraceae.